Messenger RNA from Jaculus jaculus (lesser Egyptian jerboa), 1078 nucleotides. RefSeq names its product nuclear transport factor 2 like export factor 1 (gene Nxt1). NCBI's taxonomy places the organism in Eukaryota, Metazoa, Chordata, Mammalia, Rodentia, Dipodidae. The transcript has 2 exons. Bases 371 to 793 code for a protein of 140 amino acids. Gene Ontology annotation, biological process: protein import into nucleus. Gene Ontology annotation, cellular component: nuclear pore central transport channel. The record is from RefSeq and is a predicted model, not a curated record.
UCGGCGUCUGCGCAGGACGUCGCACGCAGCACGCGGGAAUCCCCCGGCUGUUAUUAACGGUUGUCGGUUGUCUCGGUGUGAGGUACGCCGGUGCUUCGGGCGGAGCCUUCAGGAGGAAGAGGAGGGAAGGAGAGGCGCUCCUCCCGAGCCCCGGCGAGGGCGAGCGGCGGCGGGGCCCCGGCCACCCCCCACUGGCCUUCGGGGGUAGGUAAGGAGUGCUGGCCCUUCGGUGGACCCGCGCCCGGCGUCGGGUGUUUGCGAUCGCUGUCGCCGUUUGGGCGCCGGCCGGGGCGUCCCGGUGCACGUCCCUGGUUUCCUGCAAUCAGUGAAAGAUACUGGCAGAGGCUUCCCUCUACCCACAGACCCAGAGAUGGCAUCCGUGGACUUCAAGACCUAUGUGGAUCAGGCCUGCAGAGCUGCCGAGGAGUUUGUCAAUGUCUACUACACUACAAUGGACAAGCGGCGGCGGCUGCUGUCCCGCCUGUACAUGGGCACGGCCACUCUGGUAUGGAAUGGAAAUGCUGUUUCAGGACAAGAAUCCUUGAGUGAGUUUUUUGAGAUGUUGCCUUCAAGUGAAUUCCAAAUCAAUGUGGUUGACUGCCAGCCUGUUCAUGAUGAAGCCACACCAAGCCAGACCACAGUCCUUGUGGUGAUCUGUGGAACAGUGAAGUUUGAGGGCAACAAGCAACGGGACUUUAACCAGAACUUCAUCCUGACUGCCCAGGCCUCACCCAGCAACACCGUGUGGAAGAUAGCAAGUGACUGCUUCCGGUUCCAGGACUGGGCCAGCUAGUUGGACCAAGAAAGACCUCUUGGAUUCAGCCCCAGCUUUGCAGAGAAAUUACUCUCUCAGAUCUCAGGAUGUGGGGAACACAGGUUCAUGCCUGUCAUCUCAGCAACACUGCAAACUACACUGCUGAGUCUAAGCUCUUUGUGUCUGAAUCCUAGAACCCCUUUCCUGAGUAUGUGCUGGUUUGUCAUUGUUGCCUUUUAAAAGUAGUAAACUUUUUCUAUUUUUCUACUUACCCAGUAGAGAACCUGACUCUGGACAUUCUGACAAAUAAAUAAUAUAAAUGUU